AUGGCGCUCCUCCUUCCCGCGACGUGCGGUGCCCACAUCGUCGCAGGCCUUCCUCCUCUCUACAGACCGACGCGCACCUCGUCUCACCGCGCUUCACCCCCCCAUUUCAAUGUAUCCUCUGCCGGGCGCGUUCUUUCCCAUGGGAGGAACCUGAGCCCUUAUCAGCUCGCGUCGCUUGUCCCGCUGCCACUAAUAGCCCACGCGGCAGCCGCGUCAGCGAAGCUUCAGCGAAAUGCCGCGCUCACGUCGUGUGCCGUCGCUUGCCAAUCAGAACCGUCGGAGGAUGUCCCGUCAUCGUCGCAGGCGAAUGCGUCGCAAAACAGGCCAGCCUCCUUCACUAUUAAGGCGGCUUCGGCGGCUGUAGCUGCAGCUGUAGCCGCCGCUACAUCCGCGAUUUCCGCAUUCACUGCUCCUGCGGCGCUCGCCGUCGAUUCCGACGCGCUCUCUCGCUACGAGCAAAUCGCCGGCAAGGCCGUGCAGCGCUCCGUCGUUACAAUCACUUCAGCUGCCGCGACUGGGCCCGUUAAUAUCACAUCGGCUGGGGAAGCCGCCGGAGCUGCCGCUGCCGGGGAGGCCGCUAGUUCCGCUGCAGGCGCCGUGACUGACGCCGCCUCCGCCGCCGCGUCUUCCGCUCCGGAGGCCGUGAGCGCCGUUACUGCCGCUGUGUCCGACGCCGUCGCCGCCGCCGCAUCUGCUGCCGCACCUGCCGCCGUGACUGAAGCCGCUUCUGCCGCCGCCUCUACCGCCACUUCCGCCGCCACUUCUGCAGUGGCUGGAGUCGCCGACCUGUUCACCAGCGCAGUCCCCGCGGCCGCAUCUGCCGCCGCGUUUGACGCCGAAGUGGCCCUCACUUUCGCGGCUGCAGCGGGAGCGACGGCGCUGCUCGCGGGGGCGUUCUCGUUCCUCACGCGGAAGCAGUACGCGGGCGAUUUGACCCCAGAAGCGGCUCUGGAAAAGGCACUCGAAGAGCCUGGGGAGGAGUGGGAGGAAGAGGGCGAAGCAGUCGUUCUUCUCGACAUUCGUGACGGCAAGGAGAAAAGCCGAUCGGGUAACCCGACGCUAAAAAGCUCGCCGAAACGACUGGUGGCCGUGGCGUAUCGCGAAGACUCGGUGAAGCGGAAAGCGGAGGAGGGCGAGGGGGACGGGGAGGACGACGUGGUGAUUGAAUUGGGUGAUCGUAAAGAGGGGUUCCUCGACGCAGUUAAGGAGGCUAAAGCCCUAGUUUCUCCUUACAAAUCUUUUCCUCUUUCCCCUCUCCCCGAACCAGCCCCAGUGCCUCGGUCCAUAUUUAGCAUAGCAGUGCCGAGAACAAAAGCGCCCUGCGCCUCAUCCGCUCAACUAGUUUCCCCUUCUACCCUCCCUCCUUUCCCCUCUUCCCCCCUUUCCAACUUUCCCCUAUCUCCCCGUUGUCUCUCCCCCCUUUUCACCCUUCUUCCCCCUUUCCCGACGCUCGUGCAGGAAGGGGGGCUGCCGUGGAAGAAACCGUUCCUCCGUCUGCCCUCGCCCGCGCUACCCUCACUCCCCUCGCUCCCCUCGUUCAACCUCGGAAUUAACCUCGAGGAGUCCGUUUCUACAGUGAAAGAGGUUUUCACCACUGUAGAGAGCGGUGCAUCAACAGCAGCAUCAGCAGCGGCAUCAGCAGCUCCUGCAGCACUGGGCAUCCUUGCUGCUGCGGGUCUCUCUGUGGCCGUGCUGGCAGAGGUGCGCAUUCGUGGUGGGCAUGGUUUGGUUUGGUCUAUUGGGAUGCGGGUGGUGGGGUCCGGGGGGGAAGGUAGUGCCGCGCAGUGCAGCACUGGGCAUCCUUGCUGCUGCAGGUCUCUCUGUGGCAGUGCUGGCAGAGGUGCGCGUUCACUCGUACUUGUCAUGUCAUGGCCUAGUUUCGUAAGAGGGGAGGGUCAAGAGGGUGGGGAGGAGGGGAAGUGGGGAGAGGAGAUGGCAGAGUGGUAUGGCCAUGCCGAGGCUCUACUCACUCUGGUGGCGUCAGUGGCGCUCUUGCAGUUCAUAGCCACCAAGCUGCUCUUCGCUAAGGUGAGGGGGUUUGCCAGGGGCUAUAGACUAAGGUUGGGGGAUGGACGCUAUGCCAUCAGUUGCAUAGCACUGGCCGAUGUACCAAGGUGGGUGGACGGAUGA
This is a messenger RNA of Closterium sp. Naga37s-1, 2130 nucleotides long. The record is from the annotation of a GenBank genome assembly. Lineage: Eukaryota; Viridiplantae; Streptophyta; Zygnematophyceae; Desmidiales; Closteriaceae.